AUGACUGUUGAUACCUUGGUUCGACUACAGCAAACCGUUGAACCCCUUAUGUCUGAUCAAUCUUCAAUCUCAGCCAUUACAAUCGUUUGUCCUGCCGAUACCUUCUCUGCCUUACAGACUUUUCUUCACGGGGGUAGUAUGGAUACCUUCCUCGAUAUAAACAUAGCUCUCUGGCCAGAAGGUCUCGAAGAAGCUCAAGCUCUAAUGCAUGCAGCAGCUCAGGUAUCGACAGAAUACGCAUUGAUCAUAGACAAUGAAGGCUUCGGUGACCUCCAUGAAGAAUCUCGCGACCAUCUCCUAUCACAUCCGUUCUUGCUUGACGUCCCAAGUGGAUUUUGCGGAGCUAAUCUUACGAAGGCGAGAGAUUAUGUUGUAUGUGCUGCACCUCAUGUCGAGCCUGGCUCGGCAUUUUUCCUCUUUCCGCCCUUUGUCAUUCCUUCUCCGUUGAUACGCGGAUUCAACCCAAGUACAAUCGAUAAUGGAACUUUCUGGUCCGAUUUUGGAAGAACUGUGCUGCACGCUAAUGGGAUUGGCGUUGUCGUUCGUGAAUCUGAGAAAACUUCGGACAAAGACUGGUGUCAUGUGCAAUGCCUCAAGCACCAUGCAAUUGAUGAACCGACACUUGCACAGUGCUUGACACUACCCGAGUCUAGCGAAGCUUCCGAGGAAAUGAAUGACCUGGCUCAUUCGUCCUCCCUAGCCGUAGUCUUGCAGACGCUCAAAGAUUUGCGAGAGUUCUCUAAUGUUGUCUGCAGGUUCAUGGAAAAUGGCUACAAUGUUCACGUUCUUAUCCUGUCACACGAUACCGACCAUGUCAUUCCACAUGAUGGCGCAUUUCCUUGGUUCCAUGAACACCUUGUUUCAGAUGUCUGCGGGAUCUCGUUUAGUGCGUUGCACUCUUCGUCGAACAUCUUCGCAAAUGCAGAAGCGCUAAAUUUCUGGCUCAAGUCGGCAAAUGAAUCAAUGUCGAUUAUAUUCUACGGACUCACGGGACUCGAAGAUGCAUCGCAGUAUUCCUUCAAAGCUGAGCUGGAGAGGCAGAGUGCCUCAGGAGUGAUGGUGAUUCGACUGCCGCACAGUGAUCUGCCGUACUGUGAUUGGAUUGCGUCGUUAACAUUGGAAGAACUGAGAAGUUGGCAUGCACCAGACAUAGAGCUCUCUGUCAUUACCGAUAACAGGCCGAGCUCGUUAGAGCGUUUGCUCAAAUCACUAGAAGGCGCUCGGUACUUUGGGGACUCCGUCUCUAUUCGAAUAAACGAAGAGCAAACGGCGGAUAUGCAUACCAGGAGAAUUGUCGAUCAGUUCUCUUGGAUUCACGGUGAAAUAUUCGUGCACCAUCGGGUUGUCCAUGCAGGGCUUCGUACUGCUAUUGUGGAGUCUUGGUAUCCUCACUCAAAUCACUCCUAUGUUAUUUUACUGGAAGACGAUGUUGAGGUUUCACCUCUGUUCUAUGCCUGGGCUAAGAUGUCUCUGUUGCGAUACCGCUAUGGUGCUUCAAAUAGGCAGCCGACGCUUUUCGGGAUAAGCCUAUAUCAGCAGAAGCAGAUAGAACUACGACCAGAAGGCCGCCGGCCCUUCGACGCUCAAGCAUUAUUCGACUCGUUCGGCGUCCUUUAUCGCAAUACUCCGUAUCUCUCGCAAAUUCCUUGUAGUUGGGGCGCCGUGUAUUUUCCAGAACACUGGCAAGAAUUUCAUGCAUAUCUAACAAUCCGCCUCUCCAAAGCAUGGAUACCGCUCCGCGAUCACGUCGUGCCAGAUGUACGCUCCAAUAGAUGGGCCAAAUCAUGGAAGAAGUUCUUCAUCGAGCUCGCGUACCUUCGCGGGUAUGUCAUGUUGUAUCCGAAUUACGAUGACUUUGUGUCGUUGUCGACGAAUCAUCUUGAGGUCGGUUCGCAUGUUAAAGAACAGCCGCAGAGUGUUUACGAACAGAAGAAGGCUCUGUUUACGCUCCCGCUCAUGACUCUGCCUACUUAUACCGAUGACCAACAGGAUUCGCGUUCGACGGGCUUGCUUGAGUUGCCUGAUGAACAGCUACCGGAAUGGUCUGAUUUACCAGUUCUUGACCUUCUAGGUCGAAUCACGAGCGGAGAGGAGAUUGUGGAACGCGGAAAGGAACGACAAAAAGAGCUAGCCGGGUGCGUCACGAUUGGCAGUCAACCGGAGCAGCGGCAGCUCUUCAGAGCUGAGGAGUUGUUCAGAUGUAGCGGGGUCGACGAUGAUAGCGAUGAAUUAGAAGAUGAAGUGGAUAGCAGUGAUUCAUUAUAA
Fomitiporia mediterranea MF3/22 is the source of this 2265-nucleotide messenger RNA. RefSeq lists its product as uncharacterized. The record is from RefSeq and is a predicted model, not a curated record. The transcript has 3 exons. NCBI's taxonomy places the organism in Eukaryota, Fungi, Basidiomycota, Agaricomycetes, Hymenochaetales, Hymenochaetaceae. The coding region runs from base 1 to 2265 and encodes 754 amino acids.